Messenger RNA from Hippocampus comes (tiger tail seahorse), 1434 nucleotides. It is a transcript of the gene prkab1a, whose product is annotated as protein kinase, AMP-activated, beta 1 non-catalytic subunit, a. The transcript is spliced from 8 exons. The coding region runs from base 168 to 977 and encodes 269 amino acids. The record is from RefSeq and is a predicted model, not a curated record. Gene Ontology annotation, cellular component: nucleus; nucleotide-activated protein kinase complex; cytoplasm. Gene Ontology annotation, biological process: signal transduction. Gene Ontology annotation, molecular function: protein kinase binding. Lineage: Eukaryota; Metazoa; Chordata; Actinopteri; Syngnathiformes; Syngnathidae.
CGGUACUGCGCAUGCGCAAAAUGCAGGAGGCACAGGUCGAAUGUUUAUGUUUAUGCUGGCUGGAUGAAAUGGGACUGGAGAGCUAAUAUACGUACUAUCAAAGUCACCGAUCACCGCUGUAACUCUGCAGUCAGUCACCUUGAAGCAGACCGCCCCGAAACAACACAAUGGGGAACACAAGCAGUGAGAGGGCUGCCAUGGGCCACGGGGACAAGGCCCAGCGGAGGGACAGCAGGGGCACUAAGGAUGGCGAGAGGCCCAAAAUUCUCAUGGACAGCCCUGAAGAUGCAGAUAUUUUUCACAGUGAAGACCUGAAAGCCCCCUUAGAGAAAGAAGAGUUCCUAGCAUGGAGGCAAGAUUUAGACGUGGAAGACAAAGACCCAACUUUAGACCGACCAACCGUCUUUCGCUGGAAAGGUGACGGCAAAGAGGUCUACCUGUCUGGAUCCUUUAACAACUGGGCCAAUAAGAUUCCCCUGAUUCGCAGUCAAAACACUUUUGUGACCAUUGUGGAGCUACCUGAAGGCGAACACCAGUACAAGUUUUACGUAGACGGGCAGUGGACUCACGACCCAGCUGAGCCUGUUGUAACAAGUCAAAUGGGUACAGUCAAUAACAUCAUCCAGGUGAAGAAAACCGACUUUGAGGUGUUUGACGCUCUCAUGGUGGACUCGCAGAAGUGCUCAGACAUGUCAGACCUCUCCAGCUCUCCCCCUGGGCCGUAUCACCAGGAUGCGUACGUUCCAAAACAAGAGGAAAAGUUCAAGUCUCCACCCAUACUCCCACCUCAUCUGCUCCAGGUCAUCCUUAACAAAGACACUGGAAUAUCCUGUGAUCCUGCACUCCUUCCAGAGCCAAACCAUGUCAUGCUCAACCACCUCUACGCUCUCUCCAUUAAGGAUGGCGUGAUGGUGCUUAGCGCAACUCAUCGCUACAAAAAGAAGUACGUCACCACCUUACUUUACAAACCCAUCUGACUGAUCGCGCCAGUAUUACCUGUGAAGUCAACUAGCAAUACUCGUCCACCUAUGGAUGGAUAAAACCUUUCACCUGUUUAAUCUACUGUAUGGUACACUGUAGACAAAUGUUGAAAUCUUUUGUUAUCGCAUUCAUUUCACACUGUUGAGAUAGGCGCCUUGUAGACAAGAUGACUUGAGAAAAAUAGUAGGAACAAAAUAAUUACAUUUGCGAUUCAUGAAAUGUUUUUUUUUUUGCAAGGACAGCGUUGUUUAGGAGUACCCGUGUACACAGGUUGUGAGAUGGAGUCACUUGAUUUUGCACAAACCUUUUCACCUUUAGGAUGGAUCAUUUCUAUUCACAGGCACAUAUUUUCUGUUGAAGACACGUCUCACGUCAACCCUGUCUGCUUUGUAAAUACUCACAUGGACACAUUCUCAAUACGUUUCAGCCAAUGACAAAAAAACAAAACAACAA